GCCAGUCGUCCAAAUUCUUUGGACUUUCGACAAGAAGUUAUUGGUGUCAAGUGCGCAAUAACUAAACAUUUUUUAAAAGAAAUCGACACUAACAGACUGUUUUUUUAUGAAAUUUUAAAGUGUAACCAGAAAUGACUGAAUAAAUGUGCGCUGAAUGUAACGAGAGCUUGUAAAUGAAAUUGUGAUAUUUUGAUAAUUAUUGCUUUUGAUUGAAUAACGGAAAAUAAAUAAACAUAAUAAAUAUUAGUUUAGCUGGUGAACAUGUUCAAGCUAGCACAGAAAUUGCUGCCGCGGCAGCGAGUUCUCCAACGUUCCGCCGUUGUGCGUCGCUUGAUUUCGACGAGCGACGAGGUAAAAUCUGUAGACACAAUUGGCGGCCUGCCGACAGAGAUAGUCAAUGAGCAGAAACUAAAAAAGACAACCAGAACAUUAUCUACACUACAAAAUCAUUCGGUGCCAAUUGCUGCUCGCGUCACAGUUUCAAAAGAUGAAAGCCGCGACUUUAUGGCUGUUUUUCCUGACGUGGUGCGCGACCUGACAAACGCAACAAAAGCAUACAAUUGCAGGGAUGCCGCUAAAUGGUUUGCCCAGGUCUUGCAAUACAAUGUUCCGCGUGGCAAGAAGAAUCGCGGCAUCUUAACGGUGCUCACCUAUAAGAAUCUGGUGCCAGCUGACCAACUCACACCGGAGAACAUUAAACUAGCCCAGUAUUUGGGCUGGUGUGUGGAAAUGCUCCAGAGUUUCUUUAUUAUAUCGGACGAUGUUAUGGACAACAGCACUACACGACGCGGUCAAAAGUGCUGGCACAUGGUAGAAAAUGUGGGCCUGAAUGCCAUUAAUGAUGCCCUAAUGAUUGAGAAUGCCAUGUACGCCAUACUCAAGCAGCACUUUAGUCAUUUGGAUUGUUAUGUUGCGCUCAUGGAACUCUUCCACGAGAUAACAUACAUAACAACCUGUGGGCAGUCGCUGGACUUACUCAAUUCAAACAAAAGCGUUUCGGAGUUCAGCAUGGACAACUACAAGGCAAUUGUGGAAAAUAAAACUGCCUACUACUCCUUUUACCUGCCCUUUGCCAUUGCAAUGCAUUUAGCCGGGUACAAAGAUCCCGAGGCAUUUAGACAGUCCAAGACCAUACUGCUUGAAAUGGGUAACUUUUUCCAGGUUCAAGACGACUUCCUCGAUUGCUUCGGCAAUCCCGAGGUAACUGGCAAAAUCGGCACUGAUAUACAGGACAACAAGUGCUCUUGGCUCGCUGUGGUUGCCAUGCAGCGUGCCAAUGCUGAGCAAAAGCAAAUUAUGAUAGAUUGCUAUGGACAAACUGAUCCGCUUAAAGUGGAGCGAGUUAAGGAGCUGUAUAAAGAACUCAGCCUGCCCUCGACAUAUGCCAUUUUUGAGGAGGAAUCGUAUAAUAUGAUCAAAACGCACAUACAGCAAACAUCUCGUGGUGUGCCACAUCAGACCUUUUUGCAAAUACUUAACAAAAUCUAUCAACGGGACUCGUAAAUUUAACAAAUUUUCAUUUACUACUAACAUAUUGUAGACUAGUUCUAAGCCAGAUUGUGUGCAUGUUUUGGUGUGUUCGAAAACAAUAAUAGAAAUUUUGUACUGUGCUGAAA
Drosophila grimshawi is the source of this 1616-nucleotide messenger RNA. RefSeq names its product farnesyl pyrophosphate synthase (gene Fpps). The transcript is spliced from 6 exons. Gene Ontology annotation, biological process: trans, trans-farnesyl diphosphate biosynthetic process. The record is from RefSeq and is a predicted model, not a curated record. Lineage: Eukaryota; Metazoa; Arthropoda; Insecta; Diptera; Drosophilidae. The coding region runs from base 262 to 1503 and encodes 413 amino acids. Gene Ontology annotation, molecular function: dimethylallyltranstransferase activity; (2E,6E)-farnesyl diphosphate synthase activity. Gene Ontology annotation, cellular component: cytoplasm.